UCAUUCAACGCUCUCGCCAAUCCAAGCAGUUCAAGUGCAUCUCCACGACGCCGCAUGUCACGAGGUGUUUCACUGGACAACGCUCGAACACCACUGAUAAUAACUACAGCUAGCAGCACGCCUUCUGUACCGUCCUAUUCCACUUCUACUCAGCAAGCGAAUAGCGCUUCACUCACCGCAACUAAGGUAUCAGAUUCUCCGUGA
This is a messenger RNA of Anisakis simplex (herring worm), 204 nucleotides long. Lineage: Eukaryota; Metazoa; Nematoda; Chromadorea; Rhabditida; Anisakidae. The record is from the annotation of a GenBank genome assembly.